Molecule: messenger RNA, 1440 nt
Organism: Rubroshorea leprosula
Lineage: Eukaryota; Viridiplantae; Streptophyta; Magnoliopsida; Malvales; Dipterocarpaceae
Source: the annotation of a GenBank genome assembly
AUAACAAAAAAAAAAAAAAGCAGAAAGCUUCUCGAUUUUUCUCCCUUUUGCGGAUCCGCGACCGCCACCAUCACCCCUGUUCCUUCACCUCCGACCUUCACCAUCCUCUAGCUAAUCGUCACUCUCAUCGCCACCACCUUCACCAAUCACCAAGAAGACGAUGCAGAUCUAGCCGCAAGCCCCCUUGGGGACUCUGACCUUGACAUCUUCUUGCGUCUCAUCAUCAUCACUGCCUCCACCUUCAUCACCGGUAAGCACAGGGGUUCGGCAGCCACCAGAAAGGGAGGAUCUUUCUUCUCCAAAAAACUUUCAAGUGGUUGUCAACACCGUUGGUACACCAAAAUGUCGGCCGGUAUACCGAUAUUUGACCAAAAUGAGUGAAAUUUGGCCGAAAUUAAAUUAGACUUUGUACCGUUUCGAUGCAAUGAAAAAUCCGGUAGGUACCAACCAUACCGACCAGUACAAACGAAAUCAACAACACUGGUCUCGCCUCAUCCCAUUCUUCUGGCGAGUUUGAGAAUAAGUAGCACCAAGAGCUUUUCAGCAAUUCCUUACUAAACAGCGCAUAUCUGCCAUAAUUUUUCCGAUCCUCCGUUGUCGAUGAAAGCUUCCUGCGAUUUCCCUGUCCCGUGGCCCCCGAAGUCCUCUGCUGGUACCGCUUGCUCUUCAUGGUCGCUGGAUGAAUGUGAGCUUGCUGUUCCACAUUAUAAAGACCAGGUGAAUCACAAUGGAGAAACUCCUCGGCAAGUGUUUAUCAGGGAACACAUGAAAUUGUUAAAAGAAGCUGAAGCAUGGAUGAAGAAAACAGCAAAUUCUUACAUUAUAGUCGGUACCCUCAUCAUCACUAUUAUGUUUGCUGCAGCCUUCUCCAUUCCCGGUGGUAACAAUGGAAAUGGCUAUCCCAUGUUCUCACAUAAAAGAUUAUUUUUGACAUAUAUAAUGUCAGAUGCAAUUUCUCUGUUCGCUGCAUCUACUUCAGUGCUGACGUUUUUAGGAAUCCUCACAUAUCCCUACACUGAAAAAGAUUUUCUUUGGUUGAUUGUCGGCAUUCUCACGCUCCUCAUUUCUGUUGCAACAAUGAUGGUAGCUUUUUGUGCUGCUGUUUCUAUAAUGUUACCGGAUCGAUGGUGGGUAAUCUCCUCGCUAGUUUUGCUCGCCAGCAUUCCGGUCGUCGUCUUUUGGUCACUGCAAUCUCAGAUUCUUACUGAAAUUUUUUAUUCAAUUUAUGGGCCGCAUAACAUUAACAAAGAGGGAUUCUUCUUCCCAAGAAAAAGGAUGUCAUCCAUAAUGGGGAAAUUUACAAGCAAACUUAUGAAGAGAAGGGAGUAGUUAAUUAAACUACUUUUGUAUCUUAUAUUGAUCAUAUGAUUUGGCUUUAUAUGUAUCGCAGCUGUAAUUAUUGAAUGUGUGUGAUGACAUUAUUAAACUCUCUCCUAAUGU